Messenger RNA from Adineta ricciae, 288 nucleotides. The record is from the annotation of a GenBank genome assembly. Lineage: Eukaryota; Metazoa; Rotifera; Eurotatoria; Adinetida; Adinetidae.
AUGACGUCUCAAUCGUCAGAUCUCAUUCCGACUGAUUCAAUAACUAUCGUCAAAACACGAAAAUCGUAUAAAUUCAACAACACGAGCGAGUUAAAAUUUCCGAGAAUAAAACUCUUGUGGCGAUCGAAGCUUUCGAUUUUAUACCUAGGUAUCGAUUUAUAUGUCAUAGGGUCGACGAUAUCGACGACUAGUCUUGUAAUUAAUUUGUCAACAACAACAACUACAUUCGAAUUUUGUAAUGUUGCCAAUUGUCGCGAAGUGGUUUUGUCUUAUAUUCCGCGAAAAUGA